CACACUGGCAAAAGGAGCAGCGGUGAUAAAAGAGAAAAAGCCAAGUUUAAAUACAAUUUUCCCGAUUUAUAUUGCAACUGGAAUGCACUUCACGUUGAGCAUUGUACCGCACACCGACUUCCAAUGUUCGCGAACGCCCAAAACCCGCGUUGUAUGCAGAAAGCACGCUGAAAUGUAGAAACCCACGAGCAGCCGCCGCAGCAGCAAUAACAAAAGCAAAAGUGAAAUUAUUGCCGCGGGAGAUUCGCAAGUGGCCAAAACAAACGGCGGCGUAAUGGAGAACCUCAAAAUAAGUGAUAAACUGUUCGAGGAUGUGAUUUACUGUGUGCUGGGGAAUCUAGAUGAAGAGAUCGAGCGAUUCCUCAAGAGUGGUGGUGCGCAGUCGAGACUGUUUGUGUCGGACCAGGUAACGCAUAUGAUAUGUGCCAGCAACUACUCUGAGGAGGAGCUUUCCAUGAACCUCGAUCUGUACACCGCUAUCCCGGUGACGGAGCAAUGGAUCGUGCACAGCGCCAAACUGGGCCGAAUGGCAUCGACGCGAGCCUUCGAUCCGAGUCCCAAUCAGUUGCGUCUCAUGCGCGGAAUUCGGGCGGCCAUCACGAAUGUCGUCGCCGGGGAUCGAAGGCGUCUCUACGCCAUGUUGACUUACCACGGAGCCGUCGUCACGCACAGCUUUGGAGCCACCAACACGCAUCUGGUAUGCGGAGCAGCCAACGGUGGCAUCUACAACAAGGCGCUGGCGCUGCCAAAGAAUGCCAUCAUCAUUGUGACACCCGACUGGGUGACCGAUAGCCUUAAGUAUAAGAACUGCAUGCCAGUUGAGACGUAUCAUCCCAGGCUGCUGAAGCCCAUCGAAAAACAGCGAACGCAGAAGCAGCAGGCCACACAACAACAACAAAUCCAGCAGCAGCAGUUACAACAACAACAGCAGCUUCAACAAGUACAACAACAACAAAUCCAGCAGCAGCAGUUACAACAACAGCAGCAGCAACAACAACCACAGCAAAUCAUUCAGCAGCAAGCAGCUCCUUCAUCCACUCUGUCAGACAUUCUGGGCUUUGGCGAGGACAGUGCGGCUGCCAAGAGCAUCGCCAGCAUAAAGUCGCAGCUCCAAGCCUCAGCCGAACAAAUCCAGCAGCAACAACUCCCCGUUCCCGCCCAGCAGCAGGUGGUCUUUGUGCGGCCCCAGCCACAAGCGCAGCAGCCGGCGCAGCAAGCGCCGCUUCAACUCCAACAAGGCGGCCCGCAGGCACCUGCUCCACCGCCGCACCCGCAGCAUCAACAGCAGUUGAUAAUUCAGCAGCAGAAAAUUAUCCCCGCCAAUCUGCAACAGCAACCUCAGAAUCAGCAGCAGAUCAAAAACAUCCUCCAGCAGCAGAGGCAGAUGAAAAGCACGCAACAGCAGCAGCAGCAACAGCAGUCGCAGCAACAGCAGCAAAUGCAAAUGAUUCAGCAGCAUCAACAACAACAACAACAACUCAUGCAGGAGCAACAGACGCAUCCACAGACGCAUCCCCAACAGCUUGCACAGCAUCCUCAGCAGCUGCAACAGCAACAGCAGUCGCCCAGACUACCAACAACUCCUACGGGUCGACAGACGCCGAGAACACCAACAACACCGCAGCCCGUGCAGUCGCCGCAGCACCAUCAGCAGAUAGUCCAGCAGCAGCAGGUGCAGGUUCAACAGCAACAAGUGGGUCAGCAGCAGACCAUUGUGCAGCAGCAACAAAUAGUUCAGCAGCAGCAGCAACCGCAACAACAGUCUGUGCCUGUUUCGCCGCAAAUCAUUCACCAACACCUGAUGAGGCAACAACAGAUUCUGAACCAAAAUCAAAUGCAACUCCAACAAAUCGUUCAGAGCGGUCAAGCGCUGACACCUCAGCAGCAGCAGCAGCAGAGGCAAAUUCAGCAACAGCUACAACAAAUAAUGCAGCAACAGCAACAAUUGCAGAUGCAAAUGCAACAGCAGCAGCAACAACAGCAGAAUUUGCAACAGCAACAGUCGCCGCGCAUGGUUCAAAAUCGUUCGCCGGUGAUGCCACCCAGUACACCUUCGCCGUCCUUGCAGCAGCAACAGCACCAUGCUACCAGCAACAUGUUGCCACCACAGUCACCACGCCAGCUGCAAUCGCCCGCUCCCCAAAUGACUCCGCCACCACCGCCCUCGCCGCAAAGCGCCCAACAGCAACAUUUACGCCAGCAGCAACAGCAAAUGCAAAGUCGCCAGCAGCACAUGAUGGGCUCUCCGCAGCAACCUCAGCCGCCGUCGAUGAUGUCGCCCCAACAACAAAUGCAGCCUUUCCAGCAGCCCGUCCAUCAGCAGCAGCGCAUGCAAAUGCAACAGCAACAACAAUUGGCCCAACAACAGCAGCAGCAGCAACAACAACAAAGCCCUCAGCACAUCUCGCCGCAGUCCCCUCAGAUUUCGCAAACACCACCGAUGCAGGCCAAGCUGCAUCAGCAUCAGACUGUUCAGGGACUUUCCGCCCAGCAGCAGCAAUCCUUCUCCCAGCAGAAACCCAUCGACCCAACGGAUCCCGUCCAGGUGGCACAGGUGCUGAGUCGCUCGGCGUUGAGCAGUAACCAGGACUCGUUAAUUAUGAGACAACAGCAGUUAAAGCAGCAACAGCAGAUGCAACAGCAGCAGCAAAUUGCACCACAACCGCAGCAGCAGCAGCAGCAAAUAGUGCAACAACCGCAGCAACCACAACCACAACAGCAGCCGCAACACCAUCAGCAACCACAGCAGCAGCACACUCCGUCGCCGAGACAAUCUCCGCUGCAGCAACAACCUACUACACCUACCUUACAACAACAGCCACAACAACAAAAUCUUCAGCAAAUUCAGCAACAACAACAACAACAGCAACAAGUGCUCACACAGCAGCAACCUCAGCCUGGACAACAGCAACAAGUCAUAACACAGCGCCACGUGAUAAACACAUCUACGGCCCAAGGACAACAAAUUAUUCAGAGUCAUAUGUCCUUAGCUCUGCAGAAACAGCAACAAAUGUUGCACGUUCAACAACAAAAUCAACAGCAGCAGCCACAACAACAACAACAACAGCAGCUUACUCAGGCACAGCCACAACUUCCCCAAAAUCAGCAGCAACUACAACAACAACAACAACAGCAGCAGCAGUUACCACAGCAACACCCGCAACAGCAACAAGUUCAAUUUACACAACAGCAGCAAAUCGCACUUGGAGGUGGUGGUCAAGUGCGCAUAAUUCAGCAAACGAUUCAACGGCCGCCAACCAACGUGCAACAACCGCAGCAAGUUCCACAACAACAACAACAGAUUAUUGGUCAAUUUCCACAACAACAGCAACUUCAACAACAACCACAGCAGCAAAUCCCUGGAGUUCAGCAGCCACAGCAGCAGCAACAACAGAAAACAUUUAUUAUUAGUCAGCAGCACUUUAAUCAGUUAAGUGUGCAACAGCAACAGCAAAUUCUUGCCCAAAAUCCGCAGAGUCAAAACGUUUAUGUUGUUAACCAACCGCAACAAAUGUUGCAGCAGCAACAGAUUAUACAACAGCAACGGAUGCCAAUGCCGCAGCAGCCACAACAGAUUGUUGUGAACCAGCAGAUUCUGAGCGAUCCACAGCGCCUGCAGUACCUACAACAGCAGCAGUUGAUGCAAAAACAACAGCAGCAGCAGCAGCAACAACAACAGCAGCAGCAACAUCAACAGAUUGUGGGACAGCAGCAGAUUUUGCAACAAAAACUUCCCAACGAUCCGCAACAGCAGCAGCAGCAAAUAAUGCAGCUCAUUACGCAGCAGCAACUGCCGCAACGAACGCCGCCUCCGCAACAGCAGCAACAACAGCUUCUGAUGCAGCAACAACAGCAAUCGCCGCAACAUCAUCAGCAAAUGCAGCAACCACAUUGGUCGCCACAAAGCCCGGCUGGCGGUCAAAUGGCGCCUAGCACUCCGGGAACGCCUACCAGUAGUGUGGGAAUGCAAUCUCCGUUGCCCGGCGGACCUACAACGCCACAGCAGCAGCAACAACAACAGCAGCAGCAGCAGCAACAACAACCGCAACAGCAAUUUGUUCCCCGUGGACUGCGUCCGCAAACCUCGUGGCCCGGUCAGCCUCAGCAACCUCAGCCUCCCCAGCACCCACAACAAAUCGUGCUACCGCCACCCCAACAACAACAACAACAACAGGCGCAGGUGGGGCAACAACAACAACUGGUGUUGCAACAGCAGCCACAGCAACAAAAAAUCGUCGUGGAUGAAAAGACGCACGCGCAUAUCAUGUCCCUCGAGGCGCAUAAACGAGCCGAGUACAUCAACAAGUUAAAUGCGCAAAAUAAACCGCGUGUAAUGCUUCGCCAGCAAGUUGCCUAUCAGCCGCGUCCCGGGACACCGGGCAACAUAGUCGCCACAAGACCAGCCGGUCCAGUUCCGCCCGGGCACAUUAUUGUCCAACAGCAACAAUUGACGCAGCAGCAGCAGGUGGUUUGGCUGCAGCAACAGCAGGGAAAACGUCAGGUGGUGGUGCGCACGGGAACUCCCGGUCUGAGUCCGAUUCAGCAGCAGCAGCAACAACAGGGAGUGGGACCGCCACAGCAGCAACAGUCGCCGCAGCAGCAGCCCUUCAAUCCAAAUGAUCCCAACCAGCAAAUGUUGAUGCAGCGCCAGCAGUUGCGCGUCCAGCAGAUUCCCAUUCAGCAGCAGGGACCUCAGCAGUUGGGCAAGCAAACGGUGCAGCUUAUCACUGGACCCAACGGUCAGCUGAUCGAACAACAGACGAUUGUCCAGCAGCCGCAGCAGUUGUCCACACCGGGAACGCCCACAACUCCGGGUGCUGGGGGUGUUCUCCCUGGAAAUGCCAACAUAAUGACACAAACCCUUGUCAUGACUUCAACAACUCCUGAUGGACAACCGCAGCAAACACCCCAGCAGAUGAACUUGAAGACGAAGACAGCUCUGGCCAACAUGCUGAGCAAUCGCUUGGGAAACAAUGGAGCUCAGACGCCACAGCAGCAGCUAAUUCAACUCCCCGACGGUCAGACUCAGCAGCAGCCGCAACAGCAGCAGAUUGUGCAGCAGGUGGUGGUGACCGGAGCCAUUCAGCAACAGCAACAACAGUUGCUACUCCAGCAGCAGCAGCAGCAGCAACAGAUGGUGGUGCAACAACAACUGCCGCAGCAGCAACAUGUGGAGCCACCCUCGGCGGCUGGCGCUCUCAGAAUGAUGGGGCAGCAGCAUAAUGCAUCCGUCGGCGUACCCGGUCCACCCAGAACUCAGCAGGAGUUGAUGAUGCUGCAGCAACAGCAACAACAACAACAGCAGCAGCAACAAAUUUUGCAACAACAGCAAAUGCGCCGAGUUGUGACUGUAUCGCAACAGCAGCAGGCACCGCAGCAACACCUCGUCCAGCAGCAGAUUGUGGUCGCUCCCCCACAGUCACCGCAGCAGCAACAACAAAUGGCUGUGGGUGUGGGCGUGGGAGUGCCAGUACAGCGAACCCCGCACGGAUACAUUCAGACCCGACCCGGACAGCCGCCGAUACCGAUGCCGCAGUUUUACGGCCAUAAUCCGAACCUGAAACUGCCCGCCGAUCUAUUUCUGGUGGGCUGUACGUUCUACAUCGUGGAAUAUGACGAAACGGACAGCGAUGAGCUUCCCAUUUGGCUCGAUACAAUCAGGCAAUUUGGAGGCGACAUCGAACGCGUUUACUGCCCGCGGGUGACGCACGUAAUAUGUCGUACCCAGCGACAUGGCGUGGUGAUGCAGGCACUCCGGGAUGCCAAGCGCUGCGUCACCGCUUACUGGCUGAGUGAUAUUUGCCUCAAGCGGCAGCUGAUGCCUCCUUGGCAGCCGCUUCACCUACCAUUCCCAAGUCAGUUUGGCUACCGCAAGCCGUUGGAACGCUACAUCAUCACCUCCGAGGGAUUCGAGGGCGAGGAGGUGGUCAGGCUGCAGCAGAUGGCAGAGGAGUGCGGAGCCAUCUACACCUCUUACCUGUCCAAGGUGAACACCGUGGUCGUGUGCAAGCAGCUCGAGGGCAACAAGUUCAAUGCGGCGAAAGAAUGGAACAUACCGAUGGUGAAUGCCCUUUGGCUGAGCGACGUCUGCAUUGGCAACCUGAGCGGCCUUUCCCACUACGACAAUCCUAAGUACCAACAGUACAAUCUAGUCGCUCCAUUCCGCAUCGAAUGCAACUUGGUGGCGCACCUGUUGACUGCUUGGAAGGCGCCCAUCAAUCUCACUCAGGAGGCGCACGAGCGAGUUAAGCGACACCUUUCCGAUCCCUACAGCAACGAGCACAAAAUCAAGCGCCAGAAGAUGAACUCGUUCCAGCAGGAACAGUUGCCCGACCAAAUUGUCUGCGUCGAAUAUCCAACAACCACCAAACCGCCGAAGGUGAUUUUCUCACAAGUCGCAGAUGCCGAGGCACUUAAAAAUGCUGUGAUGAUUUUGGGUGGAAUUGUAGUAGACAGCCCCGCAGAUGCCACUCACCUGGUUAUGACACGCGAGAGUCGCACUUGCAAGCUAAUUCAGGCCUGCUGUCAUGUGGACUUUGUGCUCAAGUCCAGCUGGAUAGCGGAUAGUGCCAAAGCUGGAAAAUUCGUGCCGACCGAUGCAUAUCGCAUACAGCACAUUCCGGUGGAUGAGAACCUACAGUUCAAUCUGAACACUGUCCUGUGCGCGCCCACUCGUUCCACACUCUUUGCGGGUAAAUACUUCCAUGUGACGCCAGACGUGUUUCCGGCUCGCGAGGAAAUUAUUCGAAUGAUCGAAUCGUCCGGCGGUAAAGUGGAGCCAAAGCGGAGAAGCGGUGCAGCUGUGGCGGAAUCGCACAUUCAGUCACCCGACUCCUACAUCAUCGUCACCUGUCCCACGGACAUGCAUCUCUGUGCGGAUCUCACGCGGCACGGCAACCCAAAGUGUCACAUUGUGUCCACAGAGUUCGUCAUGAGCUCAAUACUCAGGCAACAACUGGAAAUCGAGCCCAACCUGAUACCCUACUUGUAUAACAACAACAAUGUCAAUAGCUGCAACAGUAACAAGUCCUAGCGCCGAGUGUUCUGGUUAUUGUAGAGCUGAAAUGAGGCCCAAUCACUCAGGAAUCAAUCACUCCAUAGUCACUAAAGAAUUUAUGCGAGCUGUUAUAUAAGUCCGAAUGACCGAGAGACAAUCGAGUCUCUUCAAUUCAGUUAUUUGUAGCCUGCCGCAACGUCUUAUGACAAACUAUCACAAAACUAGUCGAGACAAUUCGACAUCGAAAGAGUUGUAAUGUCUUGGGUAUCGGUCAAUAACAUCCCUCUUUAAUUUUUUUAUAGUCCCUCGCACCAACUCACUUUAAAUUGUAAAUAUUCUUAAAUAUAGGAGAAUGAUUAUCUCUCAUUCAAUAUGUCAAUAAUAUAAGAUGAGAUUUCAUAUAAAAACAAAGAGCUGUCCAUCUAUCAUUGCUGAUGAUCACUGCUGUGGACCAUAUUUAUUUUUCGGUUUGCAUAAUUGUUAAAGAUAACAAUAAAUUCGCAAUAUUUACACGGCUCCUGGUAAAGCAUAUUUUUUUGAAUAAAUAGUUUGUUCAUGGUUUAAAUGUUGCCCUACCGAUCUGUAUAGAACUUUAUGUAGCACGUACAAAAAGAACUCCCUUAAUUAAAUUUAGGAUGCAAUUUUCAUACAAUCACCUUAUAUAUUUUUGUAGGUUCAGGAACCAUUAACUUUAAGAAGUCACACUUAUAUACAAAUAUACACAUGCAUAUAUUGCCUAGAGUAUACGAAAUGUUUCAGAGAAAUUGAUAUUGUCGGCUAUUAGUAUUUAAGUACUUUUCACGUAGGUAAAGCCAAUAUUAAUAUUAAUCCUAGUUAGGCACUUUACAAAAUGUAUGAAAUAAAAU
Molecule: messenger RNA, 7863 nt
Organism: Drosophila ficusphila
Lineage: Eukaryota; Metazoa; Arthropoda; Insecta; Diptera; Drosophilidae
Gene: Ptip
Product: PAX-interacting protein 1
Exons: 8
Coding region: 275-7033 (2252 amino acids)
Cellular component (GO): MLL3/4 complex
Source: RefSeq, a predicted model, not a curated record